Messenger RNA from Anneissia japonica, 2310 nucleotides. Its product is annotated as mitochondrial folate transporter/carrier-like. Gene Ontology annotation, molecular function: FAD transmembrane transporter activity; folic acid transmembrane transporter activity. The transcript is spliced from 7 exons. The record is from RefSeq and is a predicted model, not a curated record. Gene Ontology annotation, biological process: nucleotide transport; folate import into mitochondrion. NCBI's taxonomy places the organism in Eukaryota, Metazoa, Echinodermata, Crinoidea, Comatulida, Comatulidae. Gene Ontology annotation, cellular component: mitochondrion. Bases 77 to 976 code for a protein of 299 amino acids.
CAGCAUGCAGUUUGCUUUUCCCCCAUGUGGAUGAUGUUACGAAACGAAUGUUGAUGCAUUUGGUGCAGCUGUGUAAAUGUCUUUAUUUAAGGGGCUAAAUUAUGAGCACUUUGUUGCCGGAAUCAGUGGUGGUGUUCUUUCUACAUUGGUUCUACAUCCGUUUGAUCUACUCAAAAUUAGACUACAAGUAAAUGAUGGAAUGCAUGUGCGACCUACAUAUACUGGUUUUGUUCAAGCCUUUCAAUCAGUUGUGAAAACUCAAGGAUUCUUUGGUUUGUACCAGGGAGUGACACCCAAUAUAUGGGGAGCUGGAGCAUCAUGGGGGUUCUAUUUUUUCUUUUAUAAUGCUAUCAAAAACUAUAUGCAAGGGGAUGAAGGAAAAUCACUUGGUCCAGGACAUCACAUGUUAGCUGCUGCCCAAUCAGGAGUAGUGACAUUAUUUAUAACGAAUCCAAUUUGGGUGGUAAAGACACGUUUAUGUCUGCAAUAUGAUGGUGUUAGAAAGACAGGUGUUUUGGAUGCAGGGGCCUACAGGGGAAUGCUAGAUGGUCUCCUAAAGAUCUACCGUUUCGAAGGUUUAGGAGGUUUAUACAAGGGACUUCUACCAGGCCUCUUUGGAGUAUCCCAUGGUGCUUUGCAGUUCAUGGCAUAUGAAGAACUAAAAAAAAGUUAUGCUUUAUAUAAAGGUCACGAUGUCAAUACUCUUCAAAACCCGCUCGAGUACAUUGCUUUCGCUGCGUUAUCCAAGAUGUUUGCUGUGGUUACAACCUACCCAUACCAGGUGGUACGGUCCAGACUUCAAGACCGCCAUACCACUUACUCAGGAACUCUAGAUGCAAUACGUACAACAUACAGAAAUGAGAGUUGGAGAGGUUUUUACAAGGGAAUGCUUCCCAACAUACUGAGAGUCACUCCGGCUUGCUGUAUAACUUUUGUAGUGUAUGAGAAUAUGACAUAUUAUCUUAAGAACAGAUAGAUAGCUGACGCAGUUAGGUAGGAAUUUACAAUGAAGAACAUGCUGGCUACGGACAAUUUUAAGGGAAAACAGAGUACCAAGGUUGGGCUUUUAAGACGAUACAGAUGAUGGACGUCAUCAUAUAAGGGGCUUGACAUUUUAAAACCAGCAACAGCGACUAAAAAAAUGGAAAUUUACUUUUUAAUACAUUCUUAUUCUCCACAUUGUAAGCUUUAGAAUGAUGGGUAAAUUACGAGUGUUAUGGCUUCUUUGUACCAACAGUACAUAAUACUGUAACAUUCUAAUAUGCUAAGUACUCAUUUUAAUAUUUAGCAACAGUAUUUUGGUUUUGGUAUGGCAAGCCUCAUAUCAUUCAUAUUUAUAUUCAUUUUGAGUACCUUGGAGAUAACAAUUUUAACCCAAAAAUGCGCAUCAUAUCUUAGCAAGCUUUAAUAAAAUGCAAUGAUUGAGAUAAACAAUAUAAUAUAGGUAUAUAAUUAUUCAAAGAAUUUCUUCUGGUCUAAUUUUAUAUAUUUAUUGCUGCAUAAUUGUAUGGUAUGUAUUUUAGAAUUUGAAUUUCUUCACGGUACACUUUUGCAUUGGAUUGUAAUAGCAAUAAUAAGGGGAGUCACAUGAUGAAAUGUGACUUUACAAUAAUAAAGUAACUUUGAAGUUUGGUUUUUUGUAGAAGCAUAAAUACGUAUUGUUAUCAAUGCUGCAAUGUUAUUAUCUGGCAUACCUCACAAAUGUUAUAAUAAUGUUUGGUGUUGUUUGCAUUUGUUCUGUAUCUAAGAGGAAAAUAAUCAAAUCUCUGUUAGUACAAUACAGGAAUAUUUUUUUUAAAGCUAAACCUUGAAACAGAAUAAUGAAGUUUUUGGCACAACCUUGAGGUUGGGAUUUUGAAAUCUUAGCUGUGCAAGUUGCUUGUGUUUUUAACCAAGACACUGUUUGUCUCUCUCUACCAAGGAUUAAAAAUGGGUACCUGCAUAUGGGAAGGUAAAACAGAUUUGCACAAUGUGGCCCAAACGAGAGAAGGGGCCUGCAAGCCUAGAGCUCCAGGUUUUGACCUUUACCUUAAUGCAGAACCAUGUUUGCCUGACAUUUGAUCAUCCACAAGAUGUUCAGAUAUUAUUGGGAAAGAAAGUUGCAAAGGAUUGUUAGAUGUCUUGAAUGUGCAUGGUUUACCAAGAUAGUAAUACGUGCACAUUGUCUUCUUAAAUUAAUAUUAAAUCAUAUUAAUUCAAUGUAAAAGUUUAAAGAAUAAAAACACCUUUUAUAUAGACAUAAUUACUGCUUUAGCCAUCAUUUUGUAAGUCAAUAUUGCAUCAAAAAAGAGGUUUGAGUUUAAUUAUGAA